UUCACGUUCUCUUGCUGUGAUUGUCUGCACCUGUUCGCGGUGUGUCUCACCUGUGUCCAAUCUUCCCCGGUGUGUUUAGUGUUCGUGCUCCCAGGCCACCGGGGCAGUUCGUCCGGCUCUUACUACAACCCGUCGGGUAUCCGUGGAGUCUGCUCUGGUUCAUAACAGGCCAGACUGAGAACCAAGUGUGGAUUCCUUCAUUUUAAACACAACGCAGAGUUCACAUCGGUCAUACCAGCGCCAUGUUGAUGUUUAGCAACCAGACGUAGGAGCGGGGGAAGGUGGACCGGAGUGGCAGCUUGGCAGCCAGUGGUGGAGAGAUCCAUCAUGCCAUGACAGGAAGGAGAGGGCUCUGACGUCUUGGCCUGCCCAGAGAGGCCAGCGCCUGUCAGCCUAAUGAGGCUCCCAUUGACAGAGGCGCCUGGUUUCCACACCACUAAAUGAAAAGACUCAUGGGAACAUGAUGACAUGAUGCAGGUGCCCAGCGCUCGCAAGUGAUUGGUGUCGGUGCCUGCGGAUAUGAACUCUUGGCCUUUUCUGCCGUGACUCCGCAUCAAACAUGCAGACGGGAGCUGAUCAUCCCUGACAGGCAAAUCUCAGGUUAGGAUGGGUGAAGGCUGCCCGAACAGUGGCAACCCACCGUGACGUUUGUGAGCUGCCAGUUUGAAGCCUCGAGUUUAGCAUUUUGACCAGUGCCAUCUGGUUUCUUUUUUGGGACCGGAAGUGACAACAUUUGGAGGAGUGGGGGGUCGCAGGGGGUCUGGAGCCUAUCCCAGCUGAUGGGGCUGACAUAUGGAGACAAACAGCCAUUUAAUCACUCCUAACCAUCUGCAUGUCUUUGGGCUGUGAAAGGAAGCUGGAGCCCCCGCCAAAAAAAUACCCCACGCAGAUACGGGAAGAACAUGCAAACUCCACACAGGAAGGACCUUGUCGCUGUGUGGCACCAGUGUGCUGCACCCCCACGCCAACCCCAUCCGAAAUUUGGAAAUGGAGACAUUAGCCACGCAGCAAAGUACAAGGAUGGAUACUACUCCCACCGGCCAAAGGAGAAAAGUCGAGUCGACAGCAACAACGAGAACUCUGUGCCCAGAGACUUUGAGAACAUAGACAAUAGUAACUUUGGCGCGCGCUCGCAGCCACACCGGCAGUCUGUAGGCGCCACGAGCAGCAAGCAGCAGCGGGAGCAUCUGCAGGAGAAAGCCCACACGCAGCAGCAGGCCUGGCGGGACAACUCCCCCAAUCUGGGCCGCAGCUCAAAUGAAGUGCUGCCCGUAGGCCACCAGCCACUGGCGGUCGGCAACAAUUCCUCCCACCCGGGUGGUCAGGGAAUCGCGGGAGUUCCGCGGCAGCAGUACCGCGCCUCACAGGCCCAGCAGGCCCCAUCCCAGCACAGACAUCAACACCCCCACAGGAGGCAGGCGACUGCGGCGCCGCUGGAGGUGACCUACGACCAGCCGCCCGAGUGCGAGAUCAGCGGGAAGGAGGCCAUCUCAGCUCUCUCCAGAGCCAAGAGCAAGGAGUGUCGGCAGCAGAUCGCCGAGGUGUACUGCAGACACAAGGAAGGGCAGUUAAUGCCUGAGAAGGUCACUCGCUACUGCCACCUUGAGGGUAAAGCCAAUGUGAACGUCCAGUGGGACGAGGACUCUGCCGAGAGCUUUCCACUCAAACCAGUGAGGAUAGCGUUCGUCCUGGUGGUGCACGGACGCGCCUCUCGCCAGUUUCAGCGCCUCUUCAAAGCCAUCUACCACGCGUCGCACUACUACUACGUACACGUCGAUCAGCGCUCCAACUACCUGCAUAGGCAGGUUCAGGCCUUGGCUACUCAGUAUCCCAAUGUGAGGGUGACGCCCUGGCGCAUGUCCACCAUCUGGGGUGGCGCCAGCCUGCUGACCAUGUACCUCCGCAGCAUGGCCGACCUGCUGGCCAUGAGGGACUGGAGCUGGGAUUUCUUCAUCAACCUCAGUGCUGCUGACUACCCCAUCAGAACCAAUAACCAGCUGGUGGCCUUCCUGUCCAAAUACAGAGACAUGAACUUCAUCAAGUCCCAUGGCAGGGACAAUGCCAGGUUUAUCCGCAAACAGGGUCUGGAUCGUCUGUUCUUCGAGUGCGACACACACAUGUGGAGGCUGGGUGAUCGUAAAAUCCCAGACGACAUCUCAGUGGACGGCGGAUCCGACUGGUUCCUUCUCAAUCGCUUGUUCGUGGAAUAUGUCAUCAACUCCAAGGACGACCUGGUCUCCAGCAUGAAGCGAUUCUACGCCUACACUCUGCUGCCUGCCGAGUCGUUUUUCCACACAGUGCUGGAGAACAGCGCCUAUUGUGAAAGCAUGGUGGAUAAUAACCUGCGCAUCACCAACUGGAAUCGCAAACUGGGUUGUAAGUGCCAGUACAAGCACAUCGUGGACUGGUGUGGAUGCUCCCCUAAUGAUUUCAAGCCGGCAGACUUCCACCGCUUCCAGCAAACCGUGCGACCCACCUUCUUUGCCAGGAAGUUCGAAGCCAGCGUGAACCAGGAGAUAGUGAACCAGCUGGACACCUACCUGUUUGGAUCGUUUCCGCAGGGAAUGCCGGCGCUGAACUCCUACUGGGAGAACGUGUACGACGAGCCAGAUGGCGUGGCCAGCCUGUCGGACACGCAGCUCACGUACCACCACUCCUUCUCACGCCUGGGCCUGGCCAGGGCCGCCGCCUCGCUGCAGGGGAACCCAAAGGAUCACAGCUGCAGGUACUUCCCGAUGGGCCACCCGGUGUCGGUGCAUCUCUACUUCCAGUCGGACCAGUUCCAGGGCUACCUGGUCAAGCACCAUGCCACCAAUCUGGCCACCAGCAAGCUGGAGACCAUGGAGACCUGGGUGGCACCCAAGAAGAACUUCAAGCUGACCACCAAUCCAGCCAGCACAUUCAGCCGGUUGCAGUUUGCAGAGAUCGGCACAGAGUGGGACGCCAAAGAGCGUAUGUUCAGAAACUUCGGCGGCCUAAUGGGGCCCAUGGACGAGACAGUGGGCAUGCAGAAGUGGAGCAAGGGGCCCAACAUCACCGUCACCGUCGUGUGGAUCGAUCCCACCAACGUCAUCGCGGCCACCUAUGACAUUCUGAUCGACGCCAGCGCCGAGUUCACCCACUACCGCCCCCCGCUGAACCAGCCUCUGCGACCCGGCGUGUGGAGCGUCCGCAUCCUGCACCACUGGAGCCCCGUGGCCGAGAUGAAAUUCCUCAUUGCCCCGCUGUCCCAUCACAAACACCAGCCCAUACGGCAAGAGGAGACCGUGAAGCUUCACAACGGGCCGGCGAAGAACAGCUACAUGGAGCAGAGUUUCCACGGCCUCAACCCGGUGCUCAACAUCCCCGUCAGCCUGGGCUACGUGGAGCAGGCCAAGAGGAACGCGGCACUGACCGGGCCGGAGCUCGAGCGCUGGCUAGACGGCCUGGUGGGCGAGCUGUGGGAGGCGGCCGACGUGUGCGCCGUGGGCCCCACCGCCUGUCCUGUCAUGCAGGCCUGCUCCAAGAACCCGUGGAGCUCCCUCAGCCCAGACCCCAAAUCCCAGCUAGGAGCGCCGCGGGCAGACGGGCGCAUCAGGUAGCAGCGAGGCCUCCAGCUGGACGGGAGGCCACGGCACGGGAGGUUCACUGUCGACUUUUUUAUUUAUUUAAGGGGUUUGUUGUAACCUGGGGGAAGGAAAAUUGUUCUUCCUCUGUCUUGGGGGGGAAGAAGAAAACUAAAGAAAAAGUGGAUUUUUUGGGGGGGGGGGGUGCCUGGACAUAAGGCAAAGAUUUUCAGAUCCUCCCGUGGGGUUCCUCCUUUUAGGGGAUUAUGCUGGCUUUGCUAUUUCAGUUUCUCAGUGUAUUUAUUUUACGUCUCAUGGCUGAGUUUUAACUGUGAUCCAAACGUUGCAAUUUUCUCGAGCGUCUAUUUUGCUGCUGAAUGAAUUAUGAAGUCAGCUUUUAAAGCCGUGCGGCCAUGUGAGCGUGGAUUGUCGACACUGGUAGCAGACUGAGAUCUGCUGCGAUAAGGCCUUAGCUGUAGGACAUGUAUUUGAGGAGGUAGCCUGGUACUGAAUUAAAACGUGCCUCCUUCAGGUUCACGUCAGCAAAUUAAAAAAAAGAGCUGAUAUCUGAUUGUUCAGAUGAACCCCAACUGUUGGAAAAAAGGAUUUUGAUACGACUCAAACGCAGCACCAUUGGAGAAACUUUGAAAAACAAAUAUUUAGGCAUUUUUAAAGCAACUCACUGGGUAUCUGAUAGUUCAGUGACUCGGUUUGUGAAUCAGUAGAAUAAAUCAGUAACAGCAGCACAACUUCCUUCAGCUCAGUGCCUGAUUGGGAUGUGGAACUGUCGUGGCUGGGCUCCCCGUCUGCUGCUGCCACAUUGUCGUAAAUGUGGGGGAGAAAAAGGAGAAAUGCAAAUACAGAGGCCUUCUCAGCAUAAUUACAACUAUACGAUUAUAAUAGAGAUUCAAUGUAGACGUAUUUGUGUCCUAAAUUCAUAAAUGCUUCAUUUGUGGCUGUUGUACAUUAGUAUUUUUAAGACUUAACAUUGCCAUAGAGUAGUUUUCUUUAAUAGAGCCCAGAUGUUGUGACAGGCAGAGGACAAAGAGAGAAUCCUUUUGUCUGUUUUUUUUCUUUCUUCUUUUGUUACCAAACUGCCUCAAACUUGAAACACAUUAAUCUCAAGCUGACCUUAAAAUCCUUGUAUUCAGCAUCAUCAUUUAUUUUAACCUUUUUAUUUCCAGUCAAUUCAGCGACACUUUACGUUGUACAUAAUUAUUCAAGAAGUCUCAAAAAUUGUGUGAAUGAGUGGGGGGGGGGUGAGUCCAUGAGUCGCUAUUUAUUUAUAAGUUUAUAUUAAUACGGAUAUUUUUAGUCAGUGACUAAAUAACUGCAACGCUGCCUUGGCAGCAUGAUAAAUAUUUUUUUGUAAAGAAAGCCGCCUUUAUUUACAAAGGCCAACACCCCAAAAUCUUACUGUACCUUUCUUAUGGCCCGCACCUGUGUGUCCGUCAGUGUUGUCCUGUCUGAAUAGAUCUUCUUGUCUUGGUUUCCUACACGGCUGUUUGCCAAGUGCAUCGCGAGAGCAAGCCACUCUGACCUGUGGGGUCAGAGGUCGGCCGCCGAACAAUCCUCACCAAACAGCCAAGGUGAAAGAAAAAAAAAGAACACUCCUCACAAGCAAACACAUCGGACAACGUCUGGAUUGAAGGAGAAACUUUUUAUGGUGAUUCGUGGUUCAGUUUGAGAAUGAUGCCGAGUGGCAGUGAUCUUCAUGCUGUGACAAUAAUGUACAAAUUUAGGGUGAGUAUUAUAUUGUGUCUUGAUUGCAAAAUGCAUAAUUUAUUAAAAUCGGGUCUGCGGCACCUCGUUUUCACCUCGUAUAUCUACAUUUCAAGUACCUUCUCCUGCCAUCAAGACAAUCUCUGGGCCAUUUGAGACAGCGAACGCCGCAGAGGGUGCACCCCGUACCGCAACACAUCUCGGACGAGGGGUUACGGUCGCACAUUUGUCUUGCGUUGAAAAAAGUUUCAUCUGAAGCCGAUUAGGAGUUCAAUCUGCGAUUGUCAACAUUGUUUAGCCACCACGCGCACGCUAAGUGAGUGUUUUUGCUCUGGCUAAUUAGGAGACAUUACUGUUCAUUAAUGUCAAGUUCACCUUGCCUCUGUGCCGGAUGUGUCUAUUAUAAUUGCCAUCACUCGUUCCCUCUCAAAUCGACAAAUCGUUCCCGGGCUUCGGUUGUAAAGGACAAUUUGGUUUGGCCCCGGCUUCUGCUGCCAUCUCUUAACUUAAAAGUGCCGCUGUGCUCCGAGUUAUUACUUCACACAAUACACGCUACUAUGGAAGUUCAAUGACAUUUUUGGAAGAAGAAAAGAAAAAGGGGGGGGGGGGUGAAUUAAAUAAAUGUAACUCAAUGUGAAAGUCCUAUUUUGUAACAAAAUGAUUAACAAAUGAAGAAGAUGUACAUAGGUAUUUUGUAUUGAAAUAUUGUUUAAAAGGUAUUGUACAUGUAAAUACAGAUGUGGUGGGGAAAAAAAACAAAAGACAUUGAAUUAUUAAGAGUUUUUAAAAUGUCAAUAAUUGGGCACAAAUGAAUCGAUGGUGUUUAUUGAUCAGAGUACAUAAGGUGUUUCAGUGUUUUUUGGACAACAGCCUCGUCCUGUUUGCCUCUCAGAGAAAAUCACAUGCCAGAUUGUUGUUGUUCUUGCUGGAAUGUAUUGUUGAGCAACUGUUGCACAAAUUUCUCUGAUUGAUGCCCCCCCCCCCACCCCCUGCUAUUUGUUUGAUUUGAUUUUUUCUGGGGAGGCUCUGUGUGCCUUAGCUGACUUUUAGAACCUUCUCUGCCCAUCAAAGGAAAAAACCCUUAUUGUGUUGUUCUGUUUUGACAUGACACGAUGAAUACCGCGAGUCCGUCGAGGGAUUCACUUGGAACUGCAACACCAAAAAGAGAUGUCUGCUGUUGUAUAUAUCAUCAGGCCUUCUGUCGUUAUCAGCUUUCCUUCUUUUUUUUCUCUGUCCCUUUGUGGGAUUUGUUUUGUUGUACUUGACUGGCUUGUUUUACUUUUCUCUGACUGCUUUUUGGAAAUAAAAAAUUCUCUGGAGAAACUA
Molecule: messenger RNA, 6593 nt
Organism: Scophthalmus maximus (turbot)
Lineage: Eukaryota; Metazoa; Chordata; Actinopteri; Pleuronectiformes; Scophthalmidae
Gene: xylt1
Product: xylosyltransferase I
Exons: 16
Coding region: 903-3581 (892 amino acids)
Biological process (GO): heparan sulfate proteoglycan biosynthetic process; chondroitin sulfate proteoglycan biosynthetic process
Cellular component (GO): membrane
Molecular function (GO): protein xylosyltransferase activity
Source: RefSeq, a predicted model, not a curated record